This is a messenger RNA of Nicotiana attenuata, 2307 nucleotides long. Its product is annotated as methyltransferase-like protein 25. The record is from RefSeq and is a predicted model, not a curated record. The coding region runs from base 98 to 1723 and encodes 541 amino acids. NCBI's taxonomy places the organism in Eukaryota, Viridiplantae, Streptophyta, Magnoliopsida, Solanales, Solanaceae. The transcript is spliced from 12 exons.
CCGGCCUUGUGUUGAAUUUUCCACACUUUGGAACUUGAUCAAUUACCACCAAUGUGGGCAUAAGGUACGGUGGCGGGAGAUUGCAAUUCUCCCUUCCAUGGCUGAGAAGUGCAAGUAUUCUUGCAAGACUGCUAGUGAAACCCUAGAAUGGAUUCAUGCAAUUAUCCACUAUAUAUCACCUUACCGUUAUUUCUUAGACGCUCAUGUCGUCAAUUUCUUCAAGGAUAGACUAUGGGAAGCAGUUGAUAAAGAGUGGAUGCAUUGUUUACGGAAGGAGCCUGUUCAAAAUCUUCUCCGAAUUCCGUCUGGUGUCGUUCAGGGUCACUGGCCUGUUUCACUUAAGGAAUUCAUCCUUACUCUGAAGUCUCUUUCUCUUCCACGUGAACAGACAGAUUUGCAGGAAUUUUCAGGAAUGCACAUAGCUUCACUAAGUAAUGUUUUAGCUCAAGGCAUGAAUCAUAAGAAAAAACAUGAAGUAGAAGCCCUUGCUGCCCUGGUCGGUUUAGUUGCAACGCAAGUUGGAGCACGGACAGUUGUUGAUGUUGGUGCUGGACAGGGUUAUCUUGCUCAAGUGCUUGCCUUUGAGUACCAGCUUUCUGUAAUUGCCAUUGAUGCUUGUUCACAUCAUGGUAAGAUUACUGAUGCACGUGCGGAGCGAAUCAGGAAGCACUAUGCAGCUAAGAUGCGUAAAAAUGGCUCCGAACUUAGAGAGAUUAGCAUGCCAAAGACAGUUACAUGCCGGGUGCUGUCUUCUGACACAUUGAAGACCUUAAGUAACUUCCGAGAAGAGAAUGAUGAUGCAGCGAAUCAACAUUUGAGCCGAAAAAGUUCGGGCUCUCAGCUCUCUCGACUUGCUGAGAAUAUACUGCCUUCUCUAUCCUAUAGUGAUUCUUCAUUAGUUAUUGCUGGACUUCAUGCCUGUGGAGACCUCUCGGUGACAAUGCUGAGGACAUUCUUGGAAUGUGACAAAGCUAAGGCGGUGAUUAGCGUUGGUUGCUGUUAUAACUUGCUUUCCGAGGAAGCCAGUGACAUGGUGGAUUCUUGUUGUGGUUUUCCUGUAAGCCAAGGUGUUAAAUCUGCUGGAGUAGUGCUAUAUAAAAAUGCUCGUGAUCUAGCUUGUCAGAGUGCUGAUAGAUGGAGAGGCUUGGAUGAGCACGCAGGGCUUCACAACUUUGAGUUGCAUGCAUUUCGUGCUGCUUUCCAGAUGGUUCUUUUCAGACAUUACCCACACAUAUUGCAAGAAAGCCCUACAAUAGGACGUCAAGGGAAAGCCUUACGACGCCAACAGCAUCAGAGGAUCCUGGAGUCUAAUUUGCAUUAUAGGGGCCCUUCAGAAUCUGGGGAACCACGGGAGAGUGUGGCCUUUUUCCAUGAGUACUCCUCUAUUCAGAAUUCGAAAAGUAGGGAGUCUAGCACUGUGGACAGAUACUCACUAUUUGUAAAAUUUUGUGAAUCUGGGCUAGGUCGCCUACAUCUCCCUUGUUUGGAGGAUAUUGAUUACAGUGCAGUCUGGAGGGAGUCUGAAUCAUAUGCUGAGUUAAUAGGGCCUUAUUGGUCUCUUCGUGCUGCCCUGGGUCCUGUCUUGGAAACUCUUGUACUGCUUGACCGAUUGUUGCUCCUCCAGGAGUAUGGCAAUGAUCUGGAAGCAAGCCUCUUACCUAUUUUUAGUCCUGUAUUAUCUCCGAGGAAUAUGGCUAUCAUAGCUAAGAAAAUUAGAAAGUAGAAAAUCUUCCUCAAUGUGAUUCAACAUACUGUGACCAAGAGAAGUUUUGGGGCCAGGAACAAGCUAUUUACAGGGUACUGGUGGAAGGAAGUAUUUGCGGUGAAAAUGUAUUAUAUUUCUCCACUUUGAGAAUGGAAGCGUGGAAUACUUGUGUUGGCAAGCGUCAGUGGAUGACAAUAUCUAAUUGUGGCUUUCUUGGUUUUGUAUUAAUAUUUUAAUUUGUUUACAGGUAUUUGUUUUGCAAGGUGUUGGCUGAAAGAUUCUCUUUACACACAUUUGAGCUCAAGUUAGUCUACUGUUGUUCUCUCUUCUUUGAGAAGGCAGCUAGGCAAGCCUUAUGACCGAUGUGAUGGUUAUCAAUUGAGCCAUUUUGUUUAAUACGUGGAUCUGACGCUGCAGCGUUUUUCAUAAUAGGAUUUGUUUAAUUUCAUCCAGUUACCUCCUAUAAUCUUUUAUUUUUCCAAUAAUCGUAUCGCUGAUGUAGAUCUUUAUUGGUUUCAAGUUGUGUCCACUCUAUAUUUUUGUGAUUAUCUUAUGGACCUUGUAUUCACUUGUAUGUAGUGUAAGAAACUGUCUUCUUUUUA